AUGGCUAGUUCGGGAGGUCUGCAGCAGCGAAAGCCAGACCUGGAAUUCUACCUGCAUCGCGUCUUCCGCAAGACAUCGUUCCGUCCCUUGCAACGAGAAGUCAUCGCUGCAGUUGUCGAAGGCCAUGAUGUGUUUCUGCAGGCGUCUACCUCGUUUGGCAAAAGUCUGUGUUUUCAACUCCCUGCCGUCAUCAGCAAUGGACUCACCAUUGUCAUUUGUCCUCUUCUUGCUUUGAUGACGGAUCAAGUCAAUGCUCUCCAGGCGAUCGGCGUACCAGUCCAGACUAUCAACUCCAGCACCCCUUUAGAGGAGCGGCGAUUGAUCAUGGAUGACAUGCUUUCAGGGCAUCCCCGUACACGCCUUCUUUAUGUUACUCCAGAAUUAUGUCAAACAGAUAGCUUCCGUCGCAACCUUUCCACUGUCCAUCGGCAGGGCCAAUUAACCCGCAUCGCGAUCGAUGAAGCCCAUUGUAUUAGCGAAUGGGGCCAUGACUUCCGUCCAGCCUACCAGGAGUUGAGCUGGUUCAGAAAGGAUUUGGAUGACCCGCCCGUCCCUAUCACGGCCCUCACAGCUACCGCUACUCCCCGGGUUCGCUCGGAUAUUAUCACUAUUCUGGGCCUGAACUUCGCCAAACUCAAGCUUUUCAACACCCCAUCUGCACGUCCUAACAUCCACUACGAAGUACGGUAUCUUCAAAACUACGACGAAGAUGAUGAUAUCUCCCCGGAAGACCUCCGGGUGCAAGAUCUACUGGCUUGGCUCAAGGCCAUCAAACGCCGUCAAGAAGCUCGCAUCGGCGCAGACACAGCACCGCAACGUCCUCCUAUGUCCGGGAUCGUCUACGUCGGACUUCGUGCAACCUCUGAAGAACUUGCCUGUAGAUUAGACUCAGAAGAGAUGAUAUCUGCCGUGGCCUACCACGCGGGUCUCACCUCGCAAGACCGAACUCGGAUUCAGGCAAUGUGGACUUCACCACAGCCACCUCCACAGAGUAGCGACGGAAAACCACCUCCAACCUUCUCAAUAAUUGUGGCCACAAACGCUUUCGGGAUGGGCAUCGACAAUUCCCAGGUCCGUUUCGUAGUCCACUGGACCCCACCACGCAGUUUCGAGGGAUUCGUGCAAGAAUCAGGCCGAGCGGGUCGUGACGGCCGCGCCGCAGCUUCUCUCGUCUACUACAACACCCAAGAGCGAGAUCGAAUCGCCGAUCGACUCAUGCGCGACGCAGAUAACGUGCGUAAUCGUGGCGGGCCCAAGUCUCAUGUUGCCGGAUUACUCAAGAAUCAAAUGGCACGGCGCGAAAGCUACCAAAAGGUCGUCCGCUACUGCGAGACAGUUACUAAGUGUCGGCAUGCAUUGAUCAAAGACCUCUUCGGGGACUAUGAGUUGGAAGAGAUGGGCUCUCAGCAGCCGCCGUCCGUCUAUGGUGGUGCAAGGCCUGAUCGGCUCGAUCCAUCUGCAUCUCCUUGUGACUAUGCUUGCGACUUUUGUAAGGAGGGUCCCUCUGGUUUGGCAAAGCGGAAGGGCAAGAUGCAGGCUGCUGAUGCUCUUUAUGGUUUUAUGAUGGAUCAAAUAAAUGAUCUCCGUGAAGAUUAUGGUUAG
Messenger RNA from Penicillium cataractarum, 1602 nucleotides. Its product is annotated as putative RecQ family helicase RecQ. Gene Ontology annotation, biological process: double-strand break repair via homologous recombination. The coding region runs from base 1 to 1602 and encodes 533 amino acids. Lineage: Eukaryota; Fungi; Ascomycota; Eurotiomycetes; Eurotiales; Aspergillaceae. Gene Ontology annotation, molecular function: 3'-5' DNA helicase activity; ATP binding; four-way junction helicase activity. The transcript has 4 exons. Gene Ontology annotation, cellular component: cytoplasm; chromosome. The record is from RefSeq and is a predicted model, not a curated record.